This is a messenger RNA of Aspergillus welwitschiae, 1380 nucleotides long. Its product is annotated as Pfs, NACHT and ankyrin domain protein. Gene Ontology annotation, molecular function: catalytic activity. Lineage: Eukaryota; Fungi; Ascomycota; Eurotiomycetes; Eurotiales; Aspergillaceae. Bases 1 to 1380 code for a protein of 459 amino acids. Gene Ontology annotation, biological process: nucleoside metabolic process. The transcript is spliced from 3 exons. The record is from RefSeq and is a predicted model, not a curated record.
AUGUCCUCCACCCACCCCAACACCUCCUACACCCUCGCCUGGAUCUGCGCCCUCCCCGAAGAAUACGAAGUCGCGAUCGCCAUCCUCGAUGAAAUUCACGGCAUACCACAGCAUCAACCUCUCGAAGAUAAGAAUGCCUAUCUAUUAGGCAGAAUAGGUCAACACCACGUCGUGAUGGUCUGUCUGCCUGCAGGACGGAUGGGGACAGCAGCAGCCGCAUCUGUAGCGGAGAAUCUGUGUCGGACGUUUCAGUCAAUGAGGUACGGGUUGCUUGUUGGUAUUGGAGGUGGUGUUCCCGGUGUAAUUUCCGGGAAGGAUAUUCGGUUGGGAGACGUGGUGGUUAGUGUUCCGGGGGGUGGGAAUGGAGGGGUUGUGCAAUAUGAUUAUGGUAAGAUUGGAGGUAAUGGGAGGUACACUCAUCGCGGACAUGUUAAUGCACCGCCGGAAAAUUUGUUGUCGUAUGUGACGCUUUUGGGGUGUCUUCUGAGGAGGAAGCAGGCUGGUGGUGGAGGGAAUGUGAUGGCCGAUAUCUUGGCGUCGCUUGGGGAGGCGUAUGCGUAUCCUGCCGGGCUGCGGGAUAGGUUGUUCUGCUCGAAUUAUGUCCAUCGCGAUAUCCAAGGAUAUACUGGCUGUGAUGCCUGUGGUUUCGAGGGCGAGGUGUUUAAAAGGCGAAGAAGUAGUGAUUUGCCAGUUGUGCAUUUGGGUACGAUUGCUUCGGGGGAUAGUUUGGUUAUUAAUGCUGCAAUUCGGGAUAGGUUAAGUGGGGAAUAUGGGGGAUCGAUUUUGUGUUUUGAGUGUGGAUCAGCUGGGGCUAUGAAUACUUUGCCUUGUUUGAUUAUUAAGGGCAUUGCGAGCUAUGCGGAUUCGCAUAGGUAUGAUGCGUGGAGGCCGCGUGCUAUUGCUGCUGCUUGCAGCUAUGCAAAGGCUUUGAUUUUGCAUAUUCCGAGGGAGGAGGUGCCGCAGCACGAGAAUCUCGUACAUGUGACAGAUCUGGUCAAAGACAUCCGUGACGAAUUGGGACAGAUAAAGGCGGCUAUUGCUGGUCUAUGGCAUAUACAGAAAGGCGAUGAGUAUACAAAGAGUCACACCGUCUACCAUUGUCUGAAGACUCUGGCAAGCAGAAGCGUGAGCAUCACUGCAAGAAUCACUAGCAGGAUAGCUUUUCCUUAUUAUGGAUUUAUGCAAGCGAGUCAGUAUCUGAGACAUCGGAUAUCGCUAUUUUUCGACAGCAUGAAGCGGUAUAUCUGGUUAAUACUACCUGGCCGCCCUUCAAGGGACAGGAGGACCGGCCCUAGUGGUGGAGCACUCCCUUCCGUACUUUCUAUCCAAGGAUGGGGAUGGCAUCUCAUUGCAGAGCCGCAUGUGUGGAUGUCCUCGUGA